GCUCGGCUGAGGUGCGGAGAGGGCCUGCCAGGGCGCGCAGGCGCAGACGUCAGCUGUGCUUGGCGGAUACUUGGCCAGGCGCCUGUCACAUGAACCGCGCUCCCGCUCAGCUCCCUCUCCUCCCCACUGGGCUGUGAAUGAAGCUCCCCGGCUACGUGGGGCGCUAGCUCAACUUGGUGUUCUGAACGCCAGAGCCGAGAGAGCGCUUGGCCUGCCAGCGGCAGACACAAGCUCCACGCUGCUGACCUCGGCGAAAGAGCAAAUCAGUUUCCUGGACUGCCAAGUGAAGCUGUACGUGUGCUUGUGUGAUAACGUCAGUGUAAGCUACCUCGAAUAGAUGAGGGAAAUCCAGAAGUGUGGAGCAUAAAAAGCCAGUUUGGGGUGUGAGCAUCUGGAAGAGAGUAAGGCUAUACUGCUGGUGUUCCACUUAUAUCCCAUUCAAGCUUUCCAACAAAACUGGGGUCUCUGGGAAACUCUGAGCCUGUGACCCCAACGUGGGAGUGGAUAGGAUCAACAUGGCCAUGUGGCAGGGAGCCAUGGAUAAUAGAGGCUUUCAACAGGGGAGUUUCAAUAGCUUCCAGAGCAGCUCCAGUGAUGAAGACCUGAUGGACAUACCAGAGUCAGCUAUGGAUUUCUCCAUGAGAGAUGAUGUUCCUCCAUUAGAUGGAGAAAUAGAAGAGGAAAGGUCAUACAAUGGUGGAGGAAUAGGUUCUUCAAAUAGGAUGAUGGACUUCUUGGAGGAGCCAAUCCCUGGUGUGGGGACCUAUGAUGAUUUCAAUACAAUUGAUUGGGUGAGAGAGAAGUCUCGAGACCGGGAUAGGCACCGAGAGAUUACCAAUAAAAGCAAAGAAUCAACAUGGGCCUUAAUUCACAGUGUGAGUGAUGCCUUUUCUGGCUGGUUGUUGAUGCUACUUAUUGGGCUUUUAUCAGGUUCCUUAGCUGGCUUGAUAGACAUCUCUGCUCAUUGGAUGACAGACUUAAAAGAAGGUAUAUGCACAGAGGGAUUGUGGUUUAACCAUGAACACUGCUGCUGGGACUCCAAGUAUGUCACUUUUGAAGACAAAGACAAAUGUCCAAAGUGGAGUAGCUGGUCCCAGCUUCUCAUCAGCACAGAUGAGGGAGCCUUUGCCUACAUAGUCAAUUAUUUUAUGUACGUCCUCUGGGCUCUCCUAUUUGCUUUUCUUGCCGUGUCUCUUGUCAAGGUGUUUGCGCCUUAUGCCUGUGGCUCUGGAAUCCCUGAGAUAAAAACUAUUUUGAGUGGUUUUAUUAUUAGGGGCUAUUUGGGUAAGUGGACCCUGAUUAUCAAAACCAUCACACUGGUGCUGGCAGUGUCUUCUGGCUUGAGCCUGGGCAAAGAGGGCCCCCUAGUGCACGUGGCUUGCUGCUGUGGGAACAUCCUGUGCCACUGCUUCAACAAAUACAGGAAGAAUGAAGCCAAGCGCAGAGAGGUCUUGUCAGCUGCAGCAGCAGCUGGUGUAUCUGUUGCCUUUGGGGCACCUAUUGGCGGAGUAUUAUUCAGCCUAGAAGAGGUCAGCUACUAUUUUCCCCUCAAAACGCUGUGGCGUUCAUUCUUUGCAGCUUUGGUGGCAGCAUUUACUCUACGUUCCAUCAAUCCAUUUGGGAACAGCCGUCUGGUUCUAUUUUACGUGGAGUUUCACACCCCGUGGCAUCUCUUUGAGCUUGUGCCAUUCAUUCUGCUGGGCAUAUUUGGUGGUCUGUGGGGAGCUUUAUUUAUCCGCACAAACAUUGCCUGGUGUCGGAAGCGUAAGACCACCCAGUUGGGCAAGUAUCCUGUCAUAGAGGUACUUGUUGUUACAGCCAUCACUGCCAUCCUGGCUUUCCCCAAUGAAUACACCCGGAUGAGUACAAGUGAGCUCAUUUCUGAACUGUUUAAUGACUGUGGUCUUCUGGACUCCUCUAAGCUCUGUGAUUAUGAGAACCGUUUCAACACAAGCAAGGGGGAUGAAUUACCUGACAGACCUGCUGGUGCGGGAGUCUAUAGUGCCAUGUGGCAGCUGGCCUUAACACUCAUAAUGAAAAUUGUCAUUACCAUAUUCACCUUUGGCAUGAAGAUCCCUUCUGGCCUCUUUAUCCCUAGCAUGGCUGUUGGUGCUAUAGCAGGUCGACUUUUAGGAGUAGGAAUGGAACAACUGGCCUAUUAUCACCAUGACUGGGGCAUCUUCAAUAGCUGGUGUAGCCAAGGAGCUGAUUGCAUUACUCCUGGUCUUUAUGCGAUGGUUGGUGCUGCAGCCUGCUUGGGUGGAGUAACUCGGAUGACCGUUUCUCUUGUUGUCAUAAUGUUUGAACUAACUGGUGGCUUGGAAUACAUUGUGCCUCUCAUGGCUGCAGCAAUGACAAGCAAGUGGGUAGCAGAUGCUCUUGGGAGGGAGGGCAUCUAUGAUGCCCACAUUCGUCUCAACGGAUACCCCUUUCUUGAAGCCAAAGAAGAGUUUGCUCAUAAGACCCUGGCAAUGGAUGUGAUGAAACCCCGGAGAAAUGAUCCUUUGUUGACUGUCCUUACUCAGGACAGUAUGACUGUGGAAGAUGUAGAGACCAUAAUCAGUGAAACCACUUACAGUGGCUUCCCAGUAGUGGUGUCCAGGGAGUCCCAAAGGCUUGUGGGUUUUGUCCUCCGAAGAGAUCUCAUUAUUUCAAUUGAAAAUGCUCGAAAAAAGCAGGAUGGAGUUGUGAGCACAUCCAUCAUUUAUUUCACUGAGCAUUCUCCUCCAAUGCCACCAUACACUCCACACACCCUAAAGCUUCGGAACAUCCUGGAUCUCAGCCCAUUCACUGUGACUGACCUGACCCCCAUGGAGAUUGUCGUGGAUAUCUUCCGCAAGCUGGGACUGCGGCAGUGCCUGGUUACACACAAUGGGCGAUUGCUUGGAAUUAUAACCAAGAAGGAUGUAUUAAAGCAUAUAGCACAGAUGGCGAACCAAGAUCCUGAUUCCAUUCUUUUCAACUAGAAUCACAAGAAGGACAUUGCAAACCAUGGAUAUAUUUUAUUGACUGGGUACCCAGAACAUAUUUCCCAUGUUCGAAUGGUGAAAUUAUAUUAGUGUGUUGUGUCUUUCCUACAAGUUAACCAGUUGUAUUGUAUAAUAAUUUCUGGAAAUUAAUCUUCUCUUUAGGAGAAUGAGCAGUUAGGCUUCUGUGAUAUUGCAUUAAGAAGAUUUCAUGAAAGAUUAAACAAGAUUGCUGUGGUUUAAUUCUUUUUCUUAAGAUGAUUUUUUAAUUUAAAACAUAAUUGUUAGCCAAUAUGCGAUCACUGAAAACUAUGCAAGAAAAGUUCCAACUGUCCUGACCAAUAGCCUGCAGGAAACUCAUGAAAGUCACUUUUUUUGAACUCUAUCAUUGGUGAAAGAUGAAGUGUAAAUUAAGUGGCUUUACUUUUCCAACUGCAGAAAAGAAAGCCAGAAGGAAAAUAGUAAUGGUAUUUUCCAGACUGUGAAAAUUCAUUUCAAAUGUUAUCUUGUUCCUGUUACAAUAUUUAGCAUUAUUAGUUUGUGUCUAUAUGUAUAUGUUAAUUUUAAUAUCUUAUUAUAAGACAAUGCUGCUUUGGUUAAUCUCCUCUAAAUGAAUUUAGAGAAGUUGAUUUUAUAGCUUGCUUGUUUCUGGUACUCCUCAAGUGCACAAAGAUAAGUUAUAGAGAUUUCUCCUUGUCUGCAAGAAGGGUAAUUUUCCAGAUGGUAUUUGUUAGCUAGUAGACAAGGACUUUGCCAUGAAUUUGUUAGAAGCAAGAAAUGAUUUCUCAAGAUGAAUGAUUAGUGAAGUUCUAAGCAAGUCAAUGACUAGGAGUUUUAAAACUUUGUCAGGUUCCAACUCAUCCUCUUACCCAGAUGCCACCUCCGUGAGUGAUGGUGCUUUAGGCUUCUGGAAUAUGUAAGGAUAGUAAAGAGAACCAAGUCUAGGCUGCAUACUGGUAAACUAGGGAAGAUUCUGAGCUGUAUCUGCAUUCUCAUGCAUUCCUUCAUGAAGACAACCAGUACUAACAUAACUGGAUGCCCAUGCCUCCUCCCAGUGUUAAGAACAUAGAACAGGCCAGUGUCCCUGUGAAUAUGAAUUUUGGCUUGGGGUACUUUCAAAUAUAUUCAAGACAUUGGAACAUAAUAGGCAGCUGUGACUCCCUUGAGGCUCCUUAGAAUCCUAAAUAAAAUGAAGAACCAUCCUAAGAUCCAGGGUGUGGACAAGGCCUGGUGACACCAAAGGUGCUUGUAUCCAAUUGUAAAGGUGCCUGUAUGAAUUUCCUACCACCUUAACUGCAGUAGAAAACAUCACAAUCUAGGGACACCUGGUGGAAUUACAGAGCCACCACCAUUCCAACCACUGUUUCAUUUUCUACAGUUUUACCCAUGUGCAGUUGUUCCUCUUCUGUUCUUUGCCCUUUCCUACUCCUCAGUCCCCAGUCUUCUCUUUGGGAUCGAACAUUCUGCCUGGUUAAUCAUUCCUAUUAGAAAAAAUAAUUCCCAUGGCUAGUUAAAUUGUAAACCAAACCUCAGUAAUCUUAUGACACAUGGACCAGAGGUAAUACAUAGCCAUUGGCUUUGCUCUGUAACCCAGUCACUGCUGUCAUGCCUCAAUUUCCACACCAAUGCCCACAGCAGUGAGAAUUAACUGCCAGGGGUGAAAGUUCAGCCUUUCCCAUUUUACAGGUAUUUCCCCAGCACUUCUCUCCAUCCUUCUGGCCUAGAAUCAGCAGUCACUUGGCAUAUAUUUCCCAGCCAUCUACCUUCUCUCCCAAAACACCUCAUACCUCAUUUUAAGAGCUUCUGGUCCUGUAUUGUAGGAUUUUUUUUUUCACUCUUAGUUGGUAUCUUUUCCAAAUCUGAAUUUAUGGUAUUGCCCAGAACUAGGUAGUCAAGGCUUAUUUGGAUUUUUUAUCUUUAAAAUAUUAAGGUAGUCAUCAGAGUUUUUAUUUUAACUAUAUCACCCUAGCAUUUUCAUGAAAAAGAAAAACUCUCUAGGUUAUAUUGUAUGAAAGUCAUGACUCAGUCUCUUUACGUCUUUUGUCCCUUCCACGCCACUGAUUUUCUCAUAUGAGAUGUGGUUAUUUUGCUCUCCACCCCUCUAUAUUGAGUAGAAACCAAAGUUCUUAUCUGUAUAUUUCUGGUUCACUACCUAACUUUUCUUAUCAGCCACCCAAGUAAAGUUUGCAAAUCAGGAAAUGUUAGUAUUUCUAGUAUUAGAUGACAAUGAAAGAUUUUGUUGCAUUUCAUAGUGCAGCAGUGAUAUGGAGGGUGUCUAAGUUUGCCUUUGUGUUUCUUCUAGGCUCUGUUUUUAAUUUUAGACAGAUGAGCCAGCAUUAAGGUGCUACUUCAAAGACUAAAUUCAAAAAAUCAGAUAACACUGUGCCAAGGUAAACUUUCUAGAUGCUAAGCACUGAUUGGCCCUCCAGAGUAUAAUAUCCUGGUAUUAUUCAUUCCUGAUAAAUCUCAUCCAUUAACCUCAGCUUCUCAGGAAUUCUUGUAACUCAUAUGCUAGAAGUAGCUGUAGUGUAUGGUAUCCAUUAUAUGUCUAAUCCUAUGGUUUGGCUUCAAGGUUGGCUAAUUGUGGCUAGAGCUCCCUGUAGACUGCUAACUCAGCACCUUAACACUCAGUUUCUUGUCUUGAGGCAAAGGAAAAUGUUCUGACAUUGCUAAUUCAGCAGUUAAAAAUACUUAACCAACAAACAAAGCCAAUAUAGGGAAGUCUGUCAGUAGCAUCAAAUGGCACAG
Molecule: messenger RNA, 5714 nt
Organism: Phyllostomus discolor (pale spear-nosed bat)
Lineage: Eukaryota; Metazoa; Chordata; Mammalia; Chiroptera; Phyllostomidae
Gene: CLCN5
Product: chloride voltage-gated channel 5
Exons: 15
Coding region: 516-2966 (816 amino acids)
Biological process (GO): chloride transport; transmembrane transport
Cellular component (GO): early endosome; Golgi apparatus; synaptic vesicle
Molecular function (GO): voltage-gated chloride channel activity
Source: RefSeq, a predicted model, not a curated record